AUGGCUCAAUCAGUACCACCAGGUGACAUCCAAACCCAACCAGGAACCAAGAUCGUCUUCAACGCUCCAUAUGAUGAUAAGCACACUUAUCACAUCAAAAUCACCAACUCUGGAGGACGCCGUAUCGGAUGGGCUAUCAAGACCACCAACAUGAAGAGACUCGGAGUUGACCCACCAAGUGGAGUUCUUGACCCAAAAGAAAAUGUUCUUAUGGCUGUCUCCUGUGAUGCCUUCGCCUACGGACAAGAAGAUACCAAUAAUGAUCGUAUCACUAUUGAAUGGACCAACACACCAGAUGGUGCUGCCAAGACCUUCAGACGUGAAUGGUUCCAAGGAGAUGGUAUGGUCCGCAGAAAGAACCUCCCAAUCGAGUACAACCCUUGA
Molecule: messenger RNA, 384 nt
Organism: Strongyloides ratti
Lineage: Eukaryota; Metazoa; Nematoda; Chromadorea; Rhabditida; Strongyloididae
Product: MSP domain and PapD-like domain-containing protein
Exons: 1
Coding region: 1-384 (127 amino acids)
Source: RefSeq, a predicted model, not a curated record